AAGAGACAUUAUUGUAAUUUUCCAUAUUUAAAAACAAAAUUUCCGAGGGAAAGAAAGAGUAACUUGGCCUGGGAUGAGCCACAACCUCAAGGCUUCACUUCCACCACUCAAAUCAAACCCCUAAUUCAUAAACAACAUUUACUCUUUCUUCUCCAUUCUCCAGAUCCAAUCCAAUCCAAUGUCGUCUUCCUAUGCUACGGUGCCCCCGCCGCAUCAUCGACUCCGAACCGAGAACAAGUUCAGUCCCGCCAUCAAAGUUCAUCCUUACAGAAAUAGGUGUGGUUUGAGUAGGAGAGAUUUUGCUUCCAAAGGAAUUGUUGCUGCUGGAGCUUCUGUGAUGCCCUCUACUUUGGUAUCUCAACCUGCACAAGGUUUAGAGAGAUUACCUUUCAAGAAAGAUGGAUAUAAGUUUUGGACAUGGAGAGGUCACAAAAUUCAUUAUGUUGAAGAAGGCGAAGGCUUUCCGAUCGUUCUUAUUCAUGGUUUUGGUGCUUCAGCUUUCCACUGGAGGUACAAUAUACCUGAACUGGCUAAAAAGUACAAGGUGUAUGCUGUGGACUUACUUGGGUUCGGUUGGAGUGAGAAGGCACUCAUUGACUAUGAUGCAUUGGUGUGGAGAGACCAAGUUGCCGAUUUCUUGAAAGAGAUUGUGAAAGAACCGACAAUAUUGGUCGGGAACAGUCUUGGUGGAUUUACCGCUUUGGUGGCAGCAGAAGCAAUGCCGCAGCAAGUUGUUGGCAUUGCGUUACUAAACUCUGCAGGACAAUUUGGAAGCCCGGACGAUUCAACCAUCGAAACUGAAGAAUCCACUUUGCAGAAAGUUAUCCUAAAGCCACUCAAGGAAAUUUUCCAGCGGGUAGCUCUUGGAUUCUUGUUUUGGCAAGCGAAGCAACCUGCUCGUGUAGAAUCCGUAUUGAAGAGUGUUUAUAAAAAUACUUCAAACGUUGACGAUUAUCUCAUUCAAUCAAUCACCAAGCCAGCAGACGAUCCAAACGCUGGCGAAGUCUAUUACAGAUUAAUGACACGGUUCAUGUCAAAUCAAAGAAAAUACACACUCGACAGUGUACUAAGCAAACUGUCGUGCCCAUUAUUGUUAGUCUGGGGAGACUUAGACCCGUGGGUGGGCCCUGCAAAAGCGAACCGCAUCAAAGAGUUCUACCCGAACACAACAGUUGUAAACCUGCAGGCGGGGCAUUGCCCGCAUGAUGAAGUCCCCGAGUUGGUCAACAAGGCAUUGGUGGAUUGGUUAUCAACUCUACCAUCUACAUACUCGGCUUCACAAACCGUAUAAACAUUUAUUUGCUUAAAGUUGUAAGUAUACUGUAUAUAUACGGUUGUCAUCGACCAAUUUUAGCCUCUCAGGACAGAAAAAUGUAUUCGAGGUGUAAGGAUGAAAUCGUCUAAUUAAAAUUGUUUCUUAUGUAGAAAUCAGUCAUAUUUUGUUGCUAUGCAGAAGCCUUUUGAAUUUUGAUUA
This is a messenger RNA of Helianthus annuus (common sunflower), 1474 nucleotides long. RefSeq names its product pheophytinase, chloroplastic. Bases 179 to 1291 code for a protein of 370 amino acids. Lineage: Eukaryota; Viridiplantae; Streptophyta; Magnoliopsida; Asterales; Asteraceae. The record is from RefSeq and is a predicted model, not a curated record. The transcript has 7 exons. Gene Ontology annotation, cellular component: chloroplast.